Messenger RNA from Limulus polyphemus (Atlantic horseshoe crab), 3821 nucleotides. Its product is annotated as hillarin-like. Bases 385 to 948 code for a protein of 187 amino acids. Gene Ontology annotation, cellular component: plasma membrane; actin cytoskeleton. The transcript has 2 exons. Lineage: Eukaryota; Metazoa; Arthropoda; Merostomata; Xiphosura; Limulidae. The record is from RefSeq and is a predicted model, not a curated record. Gene Ontology annotation, molecular function: actin filament binding. Gene Ontology annotation, biological process: actin filament bundle assembly.
ACUAGGUUGAAAGGACUUGAGCGUGGCCUGUUGACGUUACCUUAUUACUCGGACAGCGAAAUAAGUAUUCUGGCCUCCAGUAGAAUCUCGAUUAUAGACUAUAAGAAUAGGAAGUGACUUACGACUGUCCGAUACAGAACAUCUAAUCUGAAUAAAUAGAAACCCAAGCGAGAAAAUGACCAUUAGCAAACUGUUAUCGCUGCAAUAACAGAUAAGAUAGUUACAGCUAAUUCACCGGACUUAAACUUGAAAAUUUUGGAAAAUCUUAGAAAUUUUAUCCACAGUUUACGCAGUAGUUACAUGAGUAGUAUAUCAAACCACCUAAACUCCAUAGUCAUAAAGAACCAAAUAUAUUUUUAUUGGUGAAAAUUAGACGAAUUCCAGAUGGAAACUGUGAACGAUUCUGGAGUUUCAACAAUGGUGUCAGAUCAUAGUGAUUCCCUCGUCAUCAGACCUUCUGAUCAUCAAGUACCGCCUGAUAACAGAAUGUUAACUCAUUCGAAUAUCUGCUUCCGCUGCCAGGAUCCAGUUUAUCCUACAGAAAAAAUCCAACCAAAUCAAACGACCAGCUAUCACAUGAGAUGUUUCAAAUGCAAAAUAUGUGAUCUUAAAUUAGCUUUACAGACAUUUUUCACAAAUCAGCGAAAUUCAAAUGAUGGAAACGUUUACUGUCGUGCUCACGUACCCAAGCUAGCACCUGGAGUUGUUGAUAAUUUAGCUUUAAGCAUUAGCGUUCCGAGAAAUCUUUCAAGAAACCAUCAAGCCACAAACCUACAAGUGCGUGGCCCAGAAGCUGGAAAGGGAGCAAGAUACGAUAACGACGCCCUCUGCAUUCAAACAGCACUCCGAGCACCGAGAGUCUGGGAAAAACCACGAGAAAUGUUUCAUACUGAAAACGUAGCUAAGGAUAUUGUGAAAUCCGACGUUAUUGGUUUAAAGUACUUCUAGCACAUGACAACUGGAAAUAUAAAAUCACGUGGAUGUGAUACAACAUCAGUAAAAAUUCUCCGAUUUCUUUUUUUUUUCAGUUGCACAACUAGUUUAUCUAGCUACAAUAGACGGGAAAACCAAGAGCUGUAUGUGUGUUUUGAUAUCUCUAGCAAAUACAAGGUAAUGCAAAAGGAGCGCGUUACUACGAUGUAUUUUUUUAGCCUUACCUUUACAUGUAACAACUGUUCAAAAUGUGUACCGUUGAUAUCAUUACACAUCUUAAACAACAGGAUCACUUUCAUACAUUCUUACAAUAAUAAUAAGAUUUCCACACGUAAAACACAAAUGUGACUUAGAAAUUUAUUGCAAGGGUGGUGUUUUUGUUUGUUUAUUGAAUUUCAUAUAAAGCUAUUCGAGGGUCAUCACCGCUAGCCGCUCUUAAUUUUGAGGUUAGACUUUUUGAAGACAGUUAAUCAACAGCGCCAUCCCUUGAACUACUCUUUUUUGAUUGAAUAAUGGGAUUUAGCCCACACUUUUAUAAUGCGCCCAAGGCCACAAAGUAAGGGGUGCAAUAUUUAUAUGACUGAAUUUUAUUAAACCACUGGGCAGCGCCCGACAUUAGGGUAUUACACCACCUUGUAUUAUGAAGUAAGUUUAUCAUUCAGAGACUAAGUAUGGUCUUUUAUAAGGCGUAUUACACAUACACCACGUAACUACAAAUUCAACGUUGCACGUACGUUUGUACUAUCAAAGCGAGUACACUUUCAAAGUGGGAGACCCUUUUUUUGAGCAAAGAACUGAAUCGAGUUGUACCGUCAGAACUGGUGGAGUUUUGAAAUUUGGUUUAAACGAUGGACCGAUAACACUUAUAUAUAUAAAGAUACUAUCACCCUCUAACUAACAAAGUGUAUAAUCAAAUCCAAUAGUGUUUACCUUUUAUCACUUACUCAAAAACUGUCUUGUUGUAUUGUGAGUUUUCAGUCUAAUAAGCGUUGUUUGAUUUUGUUUACAGAUGUAUGUUUUUCUUCAGCUUCUGUCUCGUGGUUCUAGUUUAGGGAAAAGGUUGAUUCUUAGUUUUAUCAAUAACAUUGCUUGGUCUUGUUUACAAUCUAUGUUUUUCUUCAGCUUCUGUCUCGUGGUUCUAGUUUAGAGAAAAGGUUGGUUCUUAGUUUUAUCAAUAACAUUGCUUGGUCUUGUUUACAAUCUAUGUUUUUCUUCAGCUUCUGUCUCGUGGUUCUAGUUUAGAGAAAAGGUUGGUUCUUAGUUUUAUCAAUAACAUUGCUUGUUCUUGUUUACAGAUCUAUGUUUUUCUUCAGCUUCUGUUACUAAUACUUCAUUUUCGGAAAAUUAAUUUUUCAUUUUCACAAAAAUAUCGGAAAUUUUAGAUUUCAAACUGAGAGGAUAUUUGAAAUUUUGGUUUUAAAAUAUUUCCAUGUUAUUUUUGAAUAAUUAUAAAUGCUCUCAAAAAUUGUAUUCGAGUUUCGAAAUAGUAACUUCGAAGUUUCGAUUAAAGGAACUGCUAUAUAGAUUUCUAAACUUUAUACGCUGAUGUUUUUAAUUUGUCGAAAAAAACCUUGAGUGCAGUGACUACGAUGACGUCAUAUAAUGCUAGUGAUGUAACAAUUACACCAAGGAUUAAAAGGGGCUCAACAAUUUCAUUCCUUUCCGACACUCUAAAAGUUUAGGAGUAAAUUUUCCUCAAUGUUUUUUUAAACGACCAUUGAUUUAAGAGUAAUUAUGAGCGUUUAACUGAAGAGGUAAAAUACCCCCCGAUUUUAACGGACAGGGUUUUUUCAAAAAAAUAAAUAAAUAGUAAUUUUUUGUUACAUUGCUAGAUUACGGCUAAACCACUGGGAGUGGAAGAUUUUUUAUGCAUUGUCGAAGCUUUAUAACUUGAAUGGCCUUGAUUAUUGUUUAUUUGCAGUUAAUGUUGCUGUAAUAUGCGAAUGUCUAUAACUAUAAAAUAAUCUUUAUUAUGUGACGAUACAAGUUUUUCCUAAUAAGUUUCUAUAUAUAAUGGUAACCUACACUAAUUAGGCAGCAAUAUAUUUACUAAAACCGGGUUUUAUUAUUUUUACAAAGAUGUAUGAGAAGAAAGACCACACAUAUAUCCAAUAUAAAAAGUUUCUCAUUCACAGUUAAUGUAUUUCAGUCACAGUAAAAUCUCGUCAAUAACAUCAGUGACAUGUUUCACUUCUUUUUUUUUUCAGAAAGCCAGUGAAGUUCCGUUACAUUACGUUUAUUAGGUAGAAUGAGGAAUACACUUUAUUUUAUUUACACGCUAGAGGUCUCUCCUCGUAGCACGUUUGUUAGUGCGCUGUCAAAAUAAAGUGAGGAAUACACUUUGUUCUACUUACACGCUAGAGGAGUUUUAGCACAAGCCUCUUCUCAUUACUUUUGUGAGUCCCCUCGCAGAACGUUUGGCAGUACGCAGUCCAGGUAGCGUAUUUGCACGAUAGAGAAGUUUAGCAUAGGCCUCUCCUCCCUCCAGUUGUGGAGUCCCGUCGCAGCACGUUUGUUAGUGUGCAAUUCAGGUAUCGCGAGAAAUAAACUAUAUUUUAGACAAACGAUUGAGACAUAAUGCGUUUUUUAACAAAUGUAUUAAAUCAUUUUUUGAGAUUAUCUAUUAAAGAUUACUGUCACAUCUAAUUGUGUAAAAUCUCACACCAGUUCAUGUUUUGAGUAUAAGGUAAUAUCUGUAACAUUUGUACCUAAAUGCCUUAAAUAUUAAUUUUUAUUUUCAACUAAUAUGUGGAAUAUAUAACUAAUUAUCGUAUCUGUCCGAUUCACAUUUCAAAGUUUGGUAUUUUUGUUUCAAUUUUCAAAACAUCUGGAGUUACGAUGUUAUGUCCACGCUUAUGUAAAAUAAAGCCGAUUCAGUUCUUCAGUGA